Messenger RNA from Pyrenophora tritici-repentis Pt-1C-BFP, 1344 nucleotides. RefSeq names its product CTD-bind domain containing protein. Lineage: Eukaryota; Fungi; Ascomycota; Dothideomycetes; Pleosporales; Pleosporaceae. The record is from RefSeq and is a predicted model, not a curated record. Gene Ontology annotation, molecular function: RNA polymerase II C-terminal domain binding. Gene Ontology annotation, biological process: mRNA 3'-end processing.
AUGGCUUUUACAGAGGACAGCCUCAAGGCGAAGCUCUCGUCACUCAAUGAGACGCAAGAGGCCAUCUCCACUGUAGGCCAGUGGAUCCUCUUUCACAGACGACAUGCCGAGCGCAUCGCCCACGUAUGGCUUCAGCGCAUGAAAGAAUCGACGCCGAACAAGAAGCUUGUCCUGAUCUACCUCGCCAAUGAAAUCUGCCAAACCUCCAAGAUGCGCAAGAAGGACGAGUUUCUGCGAGCCUACGAACCCAUCCUCGCCGAGGCGACCACGGUAGCCUACAAAGGCUCUCCCCACGAGAUACAGAACAAGAUUCGAAGGGUCGUCGAAGUCUGGCGCUCGCGACAAAUCUUCAACCAAGCCGUGCAGCAAGCCGUCGAAAAGUCGAUUGACGAAGUAGACCGCUCCAAAUCGUCUACGCGCAAGCCGGCUCUUGGUGGUUCGCUCUUUUCAGCUUCAACUGUCCCUCCUGAGCUCACUCCAGUCGCGCCUCUCGCAACCACUCUGCAAAAGGCUGAUGUCGCGGCCAAGCCCGCCAUCACGACCGCAAACCAGGACUACGAGAAGCUGACGAACCCAAAUGCCGCCAUUCCGUCCCCUCCUAUGCAUGCCGCCGGUCUCGCUGCACUUUGCAAAAAGCUUGCCGUGGCUGAAGGCGCCGUCGCACAAAGCAUCCAGGCCCGCAAGGCGCUCAUCACUGGCCUCGAACAACUCCUGCAGACGAACAAGUUGAAGUUGGAACAAGAAGAGGCGCAAGCUGCUGAUCUAAAGACGCGCAAAGAUGCCAUAGAGAGCCGGAAGCGCGCAGUAGAAGAAGCCAUUCUCAAGGGCUUGUCAGCGGCUGAGCAGAAUAGGAUCUCAACUGCGCCUUUGCCUGUCGCUACAACUUCGCCAGUUGCUGCGACAUUUGCGCCUGCCCAAGGACGGCCCGAAGUCGAGGAACUCACGCCUCCGCCCAUGGAAUCCUUUACCCCCACCGGAUCACCACAACAAACAGCGGCAGUCAGAAACAAUCCCGUGCCUGAUAUUGGCAAUGAUGUCAUGCCUGAGCCCGCAGCCCAUACUGUCGUACCAGAGACAGCCCCUGCUCCGGCACACCAUACCACGCAACCAGAAUUCGCAACCGCAAUCGGAGAGCCGAACCAGCACAUAGCCGCAGACCUCCUCAAGAGCCUACAGCAUGCGCGACCUGGAGCGGACGGAGGAGUAUAUGGACAACAGCACGCGUACGAUGGCGCACAUAAGAAGAGGAAGAUGAGCAGGACUGCAACAGAUGACGAUUUCGCGGCGUUUGCGGGCGAUAGGGAUAUGGCAGGUAUUGACGACAACUUUGCAGAGUUGAUCUAA